UACUUUCAUAAUCUUAUCUUUAUCUUUCUGCACGAAGGCAAAAAUCAUUUUCCUCUUAAAUUUGAAAAAAUUGCAACUUAGUUUAAUUCAACUAGAACGCUUUCUCGUUGUAUAAAUAAAUACCAUUUUAAAUGUUUAAAUAAAUAAUUUUAGUAAUUCCUAUAAAAUUAAGUCUUUACGAAAUUUAGUCACUUUUAGUUAGUCAAGUUAGUUUUUUUUGGUAAAUCGUUUUAAACGGACGCUCCUAAGUGCCUUAAAAAUCUUCUUAGGGCAUUAAUUGAACUCUUACCCAGUUUCUUUAGUUUUUAAAGGUUUAUUUCUGUUUUAUCUUUUUCGGAUUUAUUUUUGACGAGAAAAUGGUUUCGACCUUCAUAAGACUAUUUCAAAGUUUUAAGAAAAUUUUGAAGACUAUCUUUUCUUAUACUCUUAAUUUUUGUCCUCCACAUUCCAAAUUAGUUUUUGAAUUUUUCAAUUUUAAAUAGUUUUAAAAUAUUUAUUUUAAGUUAUUUUGAAAUAAAUUUCAACCCUACCAUUUGAAUUUAGGUGAAACUAAUAUAUUUAAUGUUUAAUGAUACAUGAUUAUAUAAUUAUCAGUUAAAGGAACCGCUUUAAAAUUUAUUCAAAGUGAAAAGUUGAACAAUUACAAAUAUUCUACUUUUCUCAAGAUUGAUUGAAAAUAAGCAAUUGAUGAUAUAAUUAGUUUCUUAAUUUUUAUUUUAUUAUUAUUUGAAAAAAUAGCCUUUACCCCCCCCCCCCUUCGAACUAUACCCAAAAGAGUUGUGACACACCUAAACUUAAAGGGAGUCCUACUAUCCCUGAACUAAAUUAAAGUGUAUUAUUGACACCCUUAAUUGCCUACGUGGCAGAUAUUUUCAGCCAAAUGCUUGAGCGUGUAAUACACGCAUAUUUAUUACACAUGGAUCCCACAGUUCACAAACUUGGACUCUUCACUUUCCCAUUUCAGCAAAUGUAUGGCAAACAAUUAUAUUUACUUUACCAAAUUCUUUAACAUUUUUUAGAAGCUUUUCACUUUCCAAAUUCAAAAACCUUUACAAAUGUUGAUUCUAAGUGUUCGUUUGAUCAAAUUUUAGUCGAUUCAUGUUUUUAAUUUUCACUCAAGUUCAUCCAAAAUCACAAUUUACGUUUGGUACUCACAAGUUGGAUCAAAAAUCUCAUAAGUUGUACCAGCUUCGAUUUCUUCAAAAAAGGGUUUUUCGUCCUUAAUCUUCAAUAUCUAAUAAUAAAGGGACUUGAUUUGACUGUUAAGGAGUUGUUACCAGGUUGUGAGGAAAAAAGGUGUGCUAGGCAUAUCUUUGCAAAUUGGUCAAAGGAUUGGAGAGGUCUUCAAAGGAUGAUGGCAUUUGGAAGUGUGCUAGAAGUACUUUUGAAGCUGAAUUCAGGAAGAAUCUGGAUGCAUUAUCUAGGCUUGGUUAGAACAUUGUUACCGAUCUACUUUACUAUAAUAAAGAGUAUUGGUGCAAGGUUUAUUUUAAUUGUCAAGUCAAGUGUGAUUCUAUAGAUAACAACCUUUGUGAGAGUUUUAAUUCAUUGAUUUUAGCAGCAAGGCAUAAGAGUAUUAUUAGUAUGCUUGAAGAGAUAAGAGUCAAGGUCAUGACUAGGCUAGCCAAGUUAAGUGAAUUUUCAAGAACUCGGGUCAGUAAUUUCUCUCCAAUGUCAAUUAAAGUGUUACGGAAAAAUAUUGAUGUGUCAAUGAGUUGUACCAUAGAUUUCAAUAGAGUAACAAGUUAUGAAGUUAUGGAGGGAUAUAAACAACACACUGUGUGUUUGUUAAAAAGGGAGUGCAGUUAUAGAUUUUGGAUGUUGAGGGGAUACCAUGUCAACAUGCAUAAGAAAUAUGACCCACUAGAUUUCAUUGAUCCAUGCUACUCUAAAGAGAGAUACAUGUCCACUUACUCACAUUUCAUACAACCAAUGAGUAACAUGCCACUGUGGCCUGUAUCUACAAACUUAUUUGUUGCUCCACCAAAGAUAGAGAAACUGCCAGACAGGCCAAAAAAGAAGAGAACAAAGAAAUCUGGUAAAAGCAAGAAGUCUGAAAAAUUACCUAGAACUGGAGUUACUAUGACAUGUAGUGAAUGCCAUGUUAAGGGUCACAACAAAAGAUGUUGUCCUAUGAAGAGAAGUGAUGGUGAUGUUUCUACUCCUAAGGCAGCAAGUGCUGCAGAAGCAUUAAGCUCCAAAAAAGAAAGGGGUAGACCAAAGAAACAAACAAAUACUGAUGAUGAACCUGCUGCAAAGAGAGGGAGAGAGAGACCUAGAAAAGCACCAGUUCUAUCUGUUAGUACUGAUUUUACAACACCACCAGACUAUAGAGAAAGUGCAACACAUGCUAACCCAUCUAUAACACCAGAAAUCCCUCCACGCAAUGCUGGAGUGUCAUCAAGAACUAGAAGUGGCAGAGGAAGGGGUAGAGGAAGUGGUUAUCCACUAGAAAGUUGUUUUACAUGUUCUCAAGCCUGGGCUGCCAAGUAGGAGAAUAGUAUCCACUGGACCUAAGCAAGUAAUGAAAUCAACAGUUGUAUCUGGAGACAUUGAGUUCAAACCUUCAAGUGGACUGAAGUGGAAAUGCAAGCAAGCAAUCACAGCAAGAAGACUCCAAUAAAUAAGAGAUCAAUCAAGGCCUUCAAACAAUGCAACCAUGCUUACCUCAUCCCCUUCACAACUCCGAGGCCCCUGGAAACUAUAGUCGUACGUUGAUUACUAAUUUGGUGUCACUUAACUACUUUUCUUGUAUGAAACAAUGAAUCUACAAUUUUAGUCCCACAUAAAUAAUAUUUUUAUGUUUAA
This is a messenger RNA of Capsicum annuum, 2808 nucleotides long. RefSeq lists its product as uncharacterized. NCBI's taxonomy places the organism in Eukaryota, Viridiplantae, Streptophyta, Magnoliopsida, Solanales, Solanaceae. Gene Ontology annotation, molecular function: DNA binding. The record is from RefSeq and is a predicted model, not a curated record. The transcript is spliced from 4 exons. Bases 1585 to 2493 code for a protein of 302 amino acids.